AUGAGACUCAUCAACGUCAAGAACAAGAACCUGGAGGACUUUACAGGUCGUUCACCCCCAGAAUACGCUAUCCUGUCUCACACAUGGUCACCCCCAAAAUACGCUAUCCAGUCUCACACAUGGGUUAGCGAGGAGAUCACCUUCAGUGAGAUGCAAUCUCAGCAGCCUGAUAAGGACAAGGCUGGUUGGAAAAAGAUUGAGCUAUCAUGCAAACAAGCCGAGGAUGAUGGACAUGGCUAUGUUUGGUGCGAUACUUGCUGCAUCGACAAAAGCAGUAGCGCUGAGUUGUCGGAGUCCAUCAACUCUAUGUUUCGCUGGUACCAGGAAGCUGAAGUAUGUUACGCUUUCCUCGAAGAUGUCCAGGACAUCAAAGGGCUUGCAAACGCCAAAUGGUUCACGCGAGGGUGGACUCUUCAAGAACUCAUUGCGCCCAAAAGCCUAGUGUUCUACAACAGCGCAUGGCAAAACAUUGGUACCCGAGAGAAGUUGGCAGACGUAAUCGCGGAAAGGACUAAGAUUCACAAGUCUUUUCUAAGCGGCUCUGUCAGCAAAAUACAUGAAGCGAGCUUUGCCAAACGAGUCGCUUGGGCAGCGAAUCGCGAUACAACAAGGGAUGAAGAUAUCGCAUAUUGCCUCAUGGGUCUCCUCGAUGUCAACAUGCCGCUGCUUUACGGGGAAGGAGAUGUCAAAGCGUUUAGAAGACUACAAGAAGAAUACCUCAAAGUCCAUCCGGAUCAGUCGUUUCUCGCGUGGCUACUUCCCCCAGGGGUUGGAGGGGCAAGGGCCUCCGAUGGUGACCUUCUCGCCAGUCUUCCUAAGGACUUCGGACAGUGCCAUGGGAUAUCUCUGGCAAGUGACGACGCUGUUCCCUUCACCCUGAACAAUAAAGGGUUGCAAAUUCGGCUACCCCUAUUCCAGAACAGGAGUGUCGAUGCCAUACGAAGUCCCGAAUAUUUCGCCGUUCUCGCCUGUUAUUCGGACGCGCCAACCUGA
Molecule: messenger RNA, 993 nt
Organism: Alternaria arbusti
Lineage: Eukaryota; Fungi; Ascomycota; Dothideomycetes; Pleosporales; Pleosporaceae
Exons: 1
Coding region: 1-993 (330 amino acids)
Source: RefSeq, a predicted model, not a curated record